Callorhinchus milii (elephant shark) is the source of this 2007-nucleotide messenger RNA. RefSeq names its product glycerol-3-phosphate acyltransferase 3-like. Gene Ontology annotation, molecular function: glycerol-3-phosphate O-acyltransferase activity. The record is from RefSeq and is a predicted model, not a curated record. Gene Ontology annotation, biological process: triglyceride biosynthetic process. Gene Ontology annotation, cellular component: endoplasmic reticulum. Lineage: Eukaryota; Metazoa; Chordata; Chondrichthyes; Chimaeriformes; Callorhinchidae.
UGGGCGACUCAAAAGAUUAAAAACAGAGUCCAGGAACAGGAAAAGGUUACUUACUCGACCUUUAAUGAAAUUAUCGAGAAGAGUGAUAAAGUUACUCUGGAAGAAGAAAUCAAGGAUUUGAGGCGGCAUUCCAACAGGAACAAAUCUCUCCAGGAUGGAGACUUUGAACUCUCCGAUGCAUUCUACUUCUCCAAGAAAGGAUUUGAAGCUAUCGUCGAGGAUGAUGUGACCAUUAGAUUUAGUUCAGAAGAGAUGGUCAAGUGGAACCUGCUAACGAGGACAAACAGAAACUUCCAACACAUCAGCGUCCGUCUGACCAUUCUAUGGGGGGUGGGCCUCUGUAUUCGAUAUGUUUUCCUCCUUCCUUUACGGCUCACUUUGGCGGUGAUCGGCCUCAGCUGGCUUGUGACUGGGACAUCCCUAGUAGGACAGUUACCAAACAGCGGCUUGAAGACGUGGCUAAGUGAACUUGUCCACCUGAUGUGCUACAGAAUAUGUGCCAGAGGACUGUCAGCAACUAUUCACUACCACAACAAGGAAAACAGACCCAAAAAGGGAGGCAUAUGUGUGGCAAACCACACCUCACCAAUAGACAUCGUUAUACUAGCCAAUGAUGGAUGUUAUGCAAUGGUUGGACAGGUGCAUGGCGGAUUGAUGGGAAUUAUUCAGAGGUCUAUGGUGAAAGCCUGCCCACAUGUCUGGUUUGAACGAAAUGAGAUGAAAGACCGCCAUCUGGUAAUGAAAAGAUUAAAAAAUCAUGUUGCAGAUAAGACAAAAUUGCCGAUUUUAAUAUUUCCGGAAGGUACCUGCAUUAACAAUACCUCUGUCAUGAUGUUUAAGAAAGGAAGUUUUGAAAUAGGAGGAACUUUUUACCCGGUUGCGAUCAAGUAUGACCCUCAGUUUGGUGAUGCUUUCUGGAACAGCAGUAAGUAUGGAAUGGUGACAUAUCUGCUCCAAAUGAUGACCAGUUGGGCCAUCGUCUGCAACGUGUGGUACUUGCCCCCAAUGACUAAGCAGGAAGAUGAAGAUGCCGUGCAGUUUGCCAACAGGGUCAAAGCAGCCAUUGCACAGCAAGGAGGACUUGUGGAUCUUUCCUGGGAUGGAGCAUUGAAAAGAGCCAAAGUUAAAGACAUCUUCAAGAAACAACAGCAAAAGGACUACAGCAAGAUGAUAGUGGGGAACGAGAGCAGCUGAAGGGAUUCUUGUCACUCGAUCUUUUGUCCUCUUGGCUUCUGUCGCAGUCUUAUUGUGCGGGUUGGGAGUUUGUUGAGUGUCUCUUUAUUUUUGUAAUUUUGAGUGCUUUGAGAGCAAAAUAGAAAACUGUGUAAAUGACAAAACUCCACACGUAUUAUUUGUAGUAUUCUAAUAGAUCAGUGUGAUCUGUUUUUUGUGUUCUCUUAAUCUGAUAUUUCAAGAUAGGGACUAUCCUCUAAUAUUUAUCCAUAAAUAUUGCGUGUGACUUGUAUUGCACAACAAUGAAUUGAUUUUUAAAAAGAAGUUUAAAUUUUUAUUUGAAAGAAGAGGUGUCUGGGUUCUCAAUUGGGCUGCAGUGUUCUUUAGCCUGGAUUCCCAGUGCUUCCCUCAGGCUGUUCUGCUGAAAAGAAGAAGCCAUAGGGGUUCUGGGAGUUUAGGCUAAGCAAAGAAGCAUCAUGUUUUAGCACUGAGGCAGAAGGACACCGGUUCAAUUCCUGAAGUAGAUCUUGAACAGGGUUAUUUUGGUGAAAAAUAAUUUUAUGCUUUUUAAAUUAAUAAUUGAAAUUAAUACAGUUUUAGGUCUUUAUCUAAGAGUUUUUAGUUUAGACCUGUUGACGUCAGUGACAUAAUGACUCAAGGUGACAUUUGUUGUACAACCUACUGUGAUGUGGAGUUCCAGAAUGAAUGAAUAUGAAACUAUUAUAAUUUCAGUUUUUAUAAUCUCUGAAUUCUGUGGGAAAAAAACUUGUUUACAGAUGUUCAACUAUUGAAACCAAAGUGAAUAUCCAGCAUAAACUUUUAUUUUCCAGUAAA